CGCGGCCUCCGGCUUUGCGGAGAUGCUACUGGGCGACGCGGUCUGAGACUAAAUGUCCCCGCCACGACCUAGGCAGCUCUGGAAGGCGCUCCGUGACGGGCAGCACGCACUCAGUCCUAGAGCCUCCGACCUGCGUCGCUCCUCAGGCUCAGCCCUUCCCCUGCGGCCGUCCCUCAGCUUCCCCCGCAGCUGCUGCACGCCGGAGGCUCCCGGGCGCGGGCAGCAACGGCACCGCCUCCCUGUCGGCACCUCCCACUUGAGCUGCCCGAAGCCCGCCUGCGCCCGCCUCGGAAGCGGCGCGCGACUCGCAGCGCCUUGAGGUGCGUGCCCGGGUUCUCCUAGGUUGAGGCGCGGCCCGCUAGCGAGCCCGAGCCCCGCUGCAUUUUAUUUUAUUUCAUCUCACUCGAGGUUUUGCAUAGACUGAAGUUUUGUGGGUUAGAUUCAACUCGGGACCUCCUCAAAGAGGACCCGUGUUUUUUUUUUUCCCCCCCCCAAAAUGGCAGCCUCCAGCCGCGCACAAGUGUUAGAUCUGUACCGGGCGAUGCUGAGAGAAAGCAAGCAUUUCAGCGCCUACAAUUACAGAACUUAUGCUGUCAGGAGGAUAAGAGAUGCCUUCAGAGAAAAUAAGAAUGUAAAGGAUCCUGUAGAAAUUCAAACCUUAGUGAAUAAAGCCAAAAGAGACCUUGAGAUAAUUCGUCGACAGAGUCUCACCGAUGUUCUCCACUCUUUGCUCGAAUCCAGUCCACAUUGGCCAACUAUAUUCAACCGACAAGCUUAUUAUUGAGAAUCAAGAGAAGCCCAGGACCUAGAGAGCGGGGUCCAGCCAUCCCCGGCAGCUGUGGACCCCACCUUCAGCAUCCAUUCUGUGCUUGGGAUUCAGGCUCCCAACAGAACACGAGUGGCCUCUUUCUUACAUCAGCUUAAAAUAGCCUCUUGCUCCACCCACCCUGUAAGGAGCUGAUAAACUGAGUCCGGUUUCCAUUCUUCUUCAGCCUUAGUGAAAAAGGAUGGCUGUCUCCUUGGUUCAAGUGUUCGAAUGAAGAGCUGGCGCUCACUCCCAAUACCGCUGUGUAUUAUUGUGUCUCCUCUGCACCCACCCCUCUUGUAACUCAUCCUUGCUUGUAUAGAGCACCUCCACACUUUGUUUCUUGGUUGACAAUAAACAGAAUUGUCUGCCUAAGUCACCUGACACCAGAUA
Messenger RNA from Hyaena hyaena (striped hyena), 1198 nucleotides. It is a transcript of the gene LYRM4, whose product is annotated as LYR motif containing 4. Gene Ontology annotation, cellular component: mitochondrion; L-cysteine desulfurase complex. The record is from RefSeq and is a predicted model, not a curated record. The transcript has 4 exons. Gene Ontology annotation, biological process: iron-sulfur cluster assembly. The coding region runs from base 497 to 784 and encodes 95 amino acids. Lineage: Eukaryota; Metazoa; Chordata; Mammalia; Carnivora; Hyaenidae.